This is a messenger RNA of Equus caballus (horse), 824 nucleotides long. It is a transcript of the gene NPC2, whose product is annotated as NPC intracellular cholesterol transporter 2. Gene Ontology annotation, biological process: intracellular cholesterol transport; cholesterol efflux. Gene Ontology annotation, molecular function: cholesterol binding. NCBI's taxonomy places the organism in Eukaryota, Metazoa, Chordata, Mammalia, Perissodactyla, Equidae. The record is from RefSeq and is a predicted model, not a curated record.
CGAGCCCGCCCCAGCUAGUCUAUCUUGUGACCGCGGCGGCCGCGGCUUCCUUCCUCGCGUUUGGAGCCUGCUCAGCUGCGAUGCGUUCCUUGGCCGCCGCGUUCCUGCUCCUGGCGCUGGGCGCCUCCGCCCUGGCCAACCCGGUGCAUUUCAAGGACUGCGGUUCUCAGGUCGGAGUUGUAAAGGAAGUGAAUGUGAACCCAUGCAGCACCCAGCCCUGCCAGUUGCACAAAGGACAGUCUUACAGUGUCAAUGUCACCUUCACCAGUAAUACUCAGUCUCAAAGUAGCAAAGCUGUGGUGCAUGGCAUCGUGUUGGGUGUCCCCGUUCCUUUUCCCAUCCCUGAGCCUGAUGGUUGUAAGAGUGGAAUCAGCUGCCCCAUCCAAAAAGACAAGUCCUAUAACUACGUGAAUAAACUGCCAGUAAAGAGUGAAUACCCCUCUAUAAAACUGGUGGUGAAGUGGGAACUUCAGGAUGACAAAGGCCAAAGUCUCUUCUGCUGGGAAAUCCCAGUGCAGAUUGAAGGCUAGAGCUGUUUGCUGCAGUAUGUCCCUCUGGGGCUGGGAUGUUGCACCUGUAAGUCCGUCAUCUCCACGUGCCUCCUUGAGUUCAGUGCAUCUGGCCAACGGUCCUGCUGACUGGACAGCACCUCCAGCUCCCUGCUUCAGCCGUGGUGACGCCCUCCGGAGGUAUCCAGCGUUUCAGUCGAGGGGCGGUGUUCUGUGGCAGAAACUCAACUCUGGCUGCCUGGUUCGCUGUGGUUAUCUCAUGUCUCCUUUUCUGUCUUAGAUGGUUUUCAUUAAACUCAGCACUUGAUUAGCAGA